GAGAAAGAGAGAGAAGGGAAGAGAGAGAGAGAGAGACAGAGCGCAGAGAGAGAGAGAGAGAGAGAGAGAAAGAGAGAAACGUUUCUUUGUGUGUCCGUUUUUUCAGUUAGUAUUAUAUGAAGGAGGAAGCAUGGUGUCUGACCAAGAAAUAGCAAGAGGGGUGGAGACUCUGCUCCGGCAGUCGGACCCGAACGCCACCACCACGUUAAACGGUGUCGUUCAGCAGCUGGAAGCGAAGCUAGGGCUCGACCUCUCCCAUAAAGCUGGCUUCAUCAGGGACCAGAUCAACCUCCUUCGCCCUCCCCAACCCCAGGCUCAACCCCCUCCGAAGGACCAUUUUACCCUCCAACAUCAUCCACAAUUCCAUUCGCAUCAACACCAACAAUUUCCUCUCCAUUUUGCCCUCCAACAUCACUCACAAUUCCCUUCCCACGACCUCAACUUCGGCCAGCACGCUCCGCCGCCUCAACCGCAGCCGCAGGCUCCGCUUACGGCUCUACCACCGCCGCAGGUUCAGUCCCAACUGCAGCAGCAACAGCAACAGCAACAGCUGCCGCUGCAGCCGCAGCCGGCUGUCACGAAAGCCGAAGUCUUCCCCCAAAAUGCAGCUCCCGUUGCCACCUCAGAAGUGCCUAAAGAAAGUGCUCCAGUUGGAGCCAAAAGAAGAGGUGGGCCAGGGGGACUGAACAAAGUUUGUAGUGUUUCACCAGCACUUCAAGCCAUAGUUGGUGAGCCAGCUUUACCAAGGACUGAGAUUGUCAAGCAGCUGUGGGCAUAUAUAAGGAAGAAUAGCCUCCAAGAUCCAAGUAACAAGAGAAAAAUAAUUUGUGAUGAGGCCUUGCGCUUGGUGUUUGAGACAGACUGCACUGACAUGUUCAAGAUGAACAAACUGCUAGCAAAACAUAUUACCCCACUUGAGCCUUCAAAGGAGUCAAGUCAAACUAAACGAGUGAAAGUAGAUGUUGAGUCCACAACUGAAAGUGUUGAACCAGGUCCGAACCCUGUAAUAAUAUCUGAAGCGCUUGCCAAGUUUUUGGGUGCUGGAGGAAGGGAGAUGCUAGCAACGGAGGCUGAAAGAAGGGUUUGGGAGUACAUAAAGGUUAAUCGUUUGGAGGAUCCAUUAAAUUCAAUGGUGGUACUGUGUGAUGCUAAGCUUCGUGAGCUUCUUGGAUGUGAAAGCAUAUCUGUGAUGGGGAUACGUGACACACUACUACGUCAUCAUUUAUUUAAGCACUCCUGAGAUCUUGUAGUGUUGACUGGGGCAUGGGACCUUGGUCAUAUGGUUGUCUCUCAUGGUAGAACAGAUAGUGAAGACCUUUCUCUUUUCUACUUGUUCUUUUAUGUUUUUUGUGCAUUGACUUCUUUAGAUGAGAAGCUUUACACUAGUUGCUUGUUUAUGGUCCGAAUGAAAAUGUAGAAUGGGCCCAAUGGCAAGGAUAUUUUGUAGUUAUGCCAUUUGCCCGGAUCUAGGUGUACUUGUUUAUUUUGUUGUAGACCGGUCUUUCCAAUGCUAACCUCAAACUGAACUGAAGGAAGUCGUAAUGGAAAUAUAAGUUGUUUUAA
Molecule: messenger RNA, 1563 nt
Organism: Theobroma umbraticum
Lineage: Eukaryota; Viridiplantae; Streptophyta; Magnoliopsida; Malvales; Malvaceae
Product: SWIB complex BAF60b domain-containing protein
Source: RefSeq, a predicted model, not a curated record